This is a messenger RNA of Brassica rapa (field mustard), 3745 nucleotides long. Its product is annotated as receptor-like protein 15. The record is from RefSeq and is a predicted model, not a curated record. NCBI's taxonomy places the organism in Eukaryota, Viridiplantae, Streptophyta, Magnoliopsida, Brassicales, Brassicaceae. Gene Ontology annotation, molecular function: protein binding.
GGUCCCCCAUCUGAUGCUGUUCUUCUCAAACCCUCCUGCUUUAUAUCACAAACUUGUGUUUAGUUCUUGUGUACUGUUUGUCUUUUGAAUAAAUGAAAUGCCUCAAACAUAUAUAGCUGAGAGCUGGCUUGGUGUGGUUGGUUCAAUAAAUAGUAUACUCAAAUAUAAGAAAUACAAGAACUUGCAUGAAUACAGAGAAUUCCCUGUUAGUUCGCUGUCUCCUUUCAUGAAUUCUCCUAAUCUAUAUCGCUUUACAGUUUUUUCUUUUCCAGUUGACAAUCUCAAGAACUUCAUUUAUUACAUAGCGCACAAAUAUGAUUAUUAUGCUCGUUACAUGAGAACCAAAAAUGAGCAUAUGAAAUUAGCAAAACAAGAAAAAGACCAGAGAGCCGAGUCAGCAAUUCCGUGACCGUUUAAGUAGAAAUGUAUAACGGUAAAUUAUACCACACAUUAUUUUUUCUUGAUUUCAUUAUCUUUCAACCAAAGUCUUUGUUUUUUUUGUUCAAAACCAAAGUCUUUGUUAACUUGUAUUUCUUUUGGUAAAUGGGUCUUAGAGAGACAUAUAUCACACCUUUAUUAUGAAUGUUCUCUGCAAAGACCUUGAAUUUUCUUAUCAUGCAGUUAUAAGUAAACGAUAGCGAUCACUCACUUAACGUAUGGCAUGGUUUUAAAGGGUUGUCGUUAACAGAGACUUGAAAUUUCGUAAUUGUACAGAGUCUUUUUAUCUAUAACGGUGAAGGCAUUUUCUUUGAACUUCAUAACAAAAAAUGGAGGGGAAGGUGUUUUUGAGAAAAUAUUUGAUAUGGGUGAUAUUACUGUUGGGGCAGCUACAUGGAUACAAAAGCUGUGUUGAAAAGGAAAGGAAGGCUUUGUUGGAUCUCAAGCAAUACCUGAUCUCCGUUUCUGUAGAAGGACAAUCUGACUAUGUUCUCCCUACUUGGACAAAUGACACAAAGAGCCAUUGCUGCUGGUGGGAGGGUGUCAAGUGCAAUAGUACAAGCGGACGGGUGACCAAGAUUGCUUAUAGUGAUUUGCACCUCAAAGAGAGUUGUUUCUUUAAUCUUUCUUUGCUGCAUCCCUUUGAAGAUGUUCGUAGCCUGGACUUAUCCUUUAACUCCUUCAGUGGCUUGUUUGAUGACGUUGAAGGUUAUAAAAGCCUAGGGAGAUUAAGAAACCUGGAGAUUCUGGAUUUCAGUUUUAAUAGUUUCAACAACAGCAUCUUUCCCUUUCUUGAUGCCGCUACAUCACUUACAACUCUUUCUCUAAGUGGUAAUAGUUUCAACGGACAUUUUCCUGAUAAAGAACUUAAAGAUUUGACAAACUUGCAAGUGCUAGACCUGAGUGCAAACAGAUUUAAUGGCUCUCUAUCAGUACAAGUUUCACCUGCCUUGAGGAAGCUGAAAGCUCUGAAUCUAAGUGUUAAUGAAUUUUAUGCAUCAAUUGGAUUGCAAGGCAAGUCUAAACAUAUCAUAUGAUGUUGCAUUAAAACUGUGAUUUGUGAAAUGAAGAAUAUGCAAGAGCUUAAUCUUAGAGGAAACAAAUUGUUAGGUCAGUUUCCUUUAUGCUUAACUGUCUUGACUGGUCUUCAAUAUCUUGAUCUCUCAGCAAACCAAUUGACUGGGAGAGUGCCAUCUUCUCUCGGUAACCUUGGAUCCCUCAAGCACUUAUCGUUGUUAGAUAACAACUUUGAAGGUUUAUUCUCAUUUGGUUUGCUUGCAAACCUUUCAGAGCUGAGGGUUUUCAAAAUUGGUUCUAAAUCCAAAUCAUUCCAAGUAGACUCUAUAAGUUAUUGGAAGCCAAAUUUUCAACUGAGUGUUAUUGAACUACAAUCUUGCAACUUGUUUAAGGUUCCUAAUUUUCUCCUACACCAAAAGAAUUUGAGUAUCAUUGAUCUUUCUGACAAUAGAAUUUCUGGAGUUUUUCCUUAUUGGCUAUUGGCAAACAAUACGAAGCUCAAAGUUUUGUCUCUACAAAAUAAUUCUCUUACAAGCUUUCAGCUACCGGAAUCUGCACAUAAUCUGGGUUUCCUGGAUGUGUCAGCCAAUGACUUCAAUCAUCUGCUUCCUGAGGAUAUUGGGUGGGUACUUCCUCAUUUGAUGUAUAUAAAUCUAGCUAAUAACGGUUUUCAUGGAUAUCUUCCAUCUUCUUUGGGUAACAUGAAAGAGCUUUCUUAUCUGGAUCUAUCUCACAAUAGCUUCCAUGGGAAGCUGCCAAGAAGUUUUUUAAUGGGUUGUUACUCUAUUGGAAUCUUGACAUUGUCACAUAACAAACUAAGUGGAGAAGUGUUUCCAGAAGCAGUCAACUUCACUGCUGUACUGGAACUAUCUAUGGAUAACAAUCUGUUUUCAGGAAAGAUUGGUCAAGGUCUGCGGAACUUGAAAAGCUUGAACCUACUUGACAUUUCGAACAAUAAACUCACGGGCGUUAUUCCGAGCUGGAUUGGCGAAUUUACAUACUUGAAAACACUACUACUUUCAAAAUCCUCCUUGGAAGGUGAAAUACCUUUUUCGUUGUUCAGCUUAACUUAUCUUCAGCUGUUGGACCUUUCCUCAAAUACGUUAUCUGGUGGCAUACCUCCUCAGGUCAAUUCACAAAGGCCAGUAGUAUUACUCCUUCAAGAUAAUAAUCUAUCAGGGGUUAUUCCAGACACAUUGCUAAUGCAUGUAGCUAUACUUGAUCUGAGAUAUAACAGAUUGUCUGGGAAUAUUCCAGCUUUCACUGACACCCGAAACACUCAUACUCUUCUUCUUCGGGGGAAUAAUUUAACAGGCAAUAUUCCCCGCCAGUUGUGUGGCCUAAAAAACAUCCAACAUCUUGAUCUUGCCAACAACAGACUGAGCGGAUCCAUACCUUCAUGCCUCAGCAAUACAUCAUUUGAGUUGGGGAAAGAGGAUACCUAUUAUGGUACUUCCGUGCUUCAACGUUUCAUUUAUUUGUCGUAUCUGAAGACAAGCGACAAGUCAAGCGGCCAGAUUAAAAUUGCAUUUGCAACAAAACACCGAUACGAUACCUACUACCUACUUGGAAAUCUUAGAUUAUUGUAUGGAAUGGAUCUCUCAGAUAAUGAGUUGAGUGGUGAUAUCCCAACAGAGCUUGGAGGUCUUCUGGAACUACAAGCUCUUAAUAUCUCUCACAACAACUUAUCAGGAUCGAUACCAGAAAGCUUUUCAGGUUUGAAGAAUGUGGAAAGCCUUGACCUCUCCUUCAACAGGUUACACGGCCGGAUCCCACCACAACUAACGGAGCUGAGCAGCCUAUCUGUUUUCAGUGUCUCGUACAACAACUUAUCUGGAGUCAUUCCCCAAGGAAAACAGUUUAAUACCUUUGGUGCACAAAGCUACUUAGCAAAUUCUCUUCUCUGUGGAAAACCAACCAACACAAGCUGCAACAACAGUAGCUUUCAAGAACCAGAUAAUGGAGUGGAAGCUGAUGGGUCCACGAUCGACAUGGUAUCUUUCUACUGGAGUUUAGCCGCAGCUUAUGUGACUAUACUUAUUGGAUUAUUCACAUCUCUCUCUUUUGACUCUCCUUGGAGCAGAUUCUGGUUCUACCUCGUUGAUGCUUUCAUCCACAAGGCGAAGAGUUUGUUGUGGUAAAACUAUCGUUGGGGGUGCCAAAUCCAUUACUGUGCCCCCUCUUCUUCUCAAAACCUCCUGCUUUGUUUCACAUAAUAUAUGUACUGUUUCAGACUUUGAAUAAAUGUAAUGCCCAAACAUAUGUCUAAGAGCUUGUUUGGUGGUUUGUU